Molecule: messenger RNA, 1179 nt
Organism: Lindgomyces ingoldianus
Lineage: Eukaryota; Fungi; Ascomycota; Dothideomycetes; Pleosporales; Lindgomycetaceae
Exons: 11
Coding region: 1-1179 (392 amino acids)
Source: RefSeq, a predicted model, not a curated record
AUGCGGUUGGUGCCAUCAACAGCGCUCCCAAACCCCGGAAAGCACCCUUUCUUCGUCACCCGUCAACGUAACUUGCCAUCCCAAACCGUUCUCUCCACCGAAGUGCACUUCUUGGCAGGUCCACGCAUUAAUCAAUUCUCCCUCUACUAUUCAACAAAAUGCCCUGGCCUGUAUGCCCCAGAGUCCAGGGUUAGCACCGCUUUGCAAAGAUCAGCCAAAAUAACCUCAAACAGAUGCCCCGGGCCGACCCAGGAUAUCUUCGUGAGCAAGUGGGUGCUUGAGUUGAAGGGAAUACGAGUGACGCGGCUCUUCACCGAGAUUUCCCCGUUCGGAAAGGCAGGCCGUGAUUGCAUAUCACGUUUCGACCAUCUUCCAACCAAAUCUCUUCCAUUCGGAAGGAGGAUGCCAAGGUGGAAGUUUGUUUCGACGUCAGGACGGGCAAUAGGGCUUUUCGUUUUGCUUAGCGCCAUCUUUAGCAAGUGGUCUAGUAUCGUGGCUUGCAAAUUCUCCGCGAUGGGCUUCAGGCCAAGAUCGACGCCACUGAAUGAUGACCCAUGCCGGGAUGUGGAGGAACAAAGCCGAAACUUUGUUUGUGCAUGUGUCGAAAAGGAGGCUCUGAGAGCCUUGGGAAAUGGUUUUCUGCACAUCGAACCAUGCUUUGGUUCUGUCAAGGACAGAAGGCUAGACCCUUUUGUCUCGCUCAGUAUCAACAGUACGCCAGUUUUGUAUCCAAUCUUGCAGAGCCCAUGCCAGAGGGAUGGUCACCCGUCUCAAAGCCUCCAUGCCACCACUCCUACAAUACGUCACCGUUCUAAAUUAUGGAUUACCGCCUCAUCACUUGUAUUUCUUCUCCGGACGAGGAAGAAAACCAGAGAGUUCACAUUCCACCUCUUCCCCACCUACAUUGUGAAAACGUAUGUUGGACGGGCGACAUAUGGCGUAAAAGCGAUAUAUACUCUCACCAAAAGACACUAUACGAUGGACCCAGAAACGGAGCUUCCAGCUUCCAGAGCAAGAAUGAAGGAGCGAUGUUUGACUCCAGGGGUUUAUACCCUUCACGGAGACCGUCGAUAUCGGAAGAACCUUAAAGAAGUUCCUUUGAGUGGGUGGACUGUGCAAACCAAAGUCUCCCCAAUUUCUAAAAAUAUCUCCAUUAGAGGAGGCUCAAUAGUGCCUUGA